GGCAUUUAUUGAGCCAAACACACAACUCAGGUCAAACAUUUACGGCACACAUAUAAAUGCCAGUGCCUCACAUAGCUUACGCACAGGGACGUGAAUCACGACCAAGUCGCAGCAAUGUUCUGGCUCAUUGGUUGUUUUGCUCUUGUGGCCUCUGCACUGGGGUGUGGUGUGCCUGCCAUUAGGCCCCAGGUGAGUGGAUACAACAAGAUUGUAAAUGGGGAGACGGCUGUGUCUGGGUCUUGGCCCUGGCAGGUCUCACUUCAGGAUGGUAGAGGAUUCCACUUCUGUGGUGGAUCCCUGAUUAACCAGUACUGGGUGGUCACUGCAGCUCACUGCCGUGUGUCACCAACGAAUCACCGCGUUAUCUUGGGAGAGCAUGAUCGCCAGUACAACAGUGAGCCAAUUCAGGUCAAGAGCAUUGCCAGGGCCAUCACACAUCCUUAUUACAACUCCAACAACUUUAACAACGACAUCACCCUUCUGAGGCUGUCCUCCCCAGUGCAGAUUACAUCCCGCGUCUCUCCAGUUUGUCUUGCUUCCUCCAGCACCAGCAUCCCCUCUGGGACCAAAUGUGUGACCACUGGAUGGGGCAGGACUGGACAAACCUCGAGCCCCCGCUUCCUCCAGCAGACGGCUCUGCCUCUGCUCACCCCCACCCAGUGCAGGAAUUACUGGGGUUAUAACAGAAUCACUGAUGCCAUGAUCUGUGCUGGUGCUUCUGGAGUGUCUUCCUGCCAGGGUGACUCUGGCGGCCCCCUGGUUUGUGAGAGUGGUGGUGUGUGGUCCCUUGUGGGUAUUGUGUCUUGGGGUACCUCCAACUGCAAUGUGAACACCCCUGCCGUGUACGCCCGUGUGUCCUACCUGCGCGGCUGGAUCGACCAGACCAUUGCUUACAACUAAUCUACUGCACAAGCAUGCUUCCGUGUUGACCAACAGCUUCAUAAACGGUUGAUUCGGUCCAGAGCAAACAUGAACUGGACAGUGCUGGGAAUGGUAUUCAAAGCGAGAAUGAUCUGGAAUGAUUCCACUCAACUCAAACAUUAAAUUCUUGAGACAACAAUACAGGGCUCGAUGUCUUUCUUUGUAGACAAAGACGCACUCACAAACGUGUGUGUGUGUUUGUGUGGUAAAGUGGCCUAUUGUAGGAUUUUCUUUUUAGUUUGGGUUAUGGAUGAAUAAAGGAUACAUGCAAAGAAAUCAUGGUGAGGGUUGGAGUAUGUCUCUAGCUAGUUAUUAUUAAACCGUUGUCAUAAUCACCUCGACAUGUGUGUGUCUGAUGUGUCAGCAUGUCUGAGGGCUGGGGGCUUGUAGCGUCCACCUGACAUUUAUAUUGGAGCCCAAAUGCUGACAGUUGAAAAGGCUGCUCAAGGCCAGACGUUGAGGAGUGAUGGUUUGUGCCUUAACUCCAUGGUCCAUGUUCCUUUUAAUGACUCAAUUUUUUGUGUAUUUCUCAAAAGCUUCAAACAAAAUGAAUUCUAAUCAGUGUUGAAAGACACAGCAACCACUUCUCUGACCAAAGAGGAAGUACUCUGACUCAUGCAACCCAUGCUGUAACCUCUAUAUACCCCGACAAACUGAACAAACAGCACUGCAUUUAGAUUCAUUAGUAUUUUCACUCUUUUAUAAUAGUAACCGAAAAAAUUGCUGGAUGUUUUAUUUUGUAAUCUGUACAGUCUUCAUUAUUUCCAGGCUUUCAAUAAGUGCACAUUUUGUCUCUUUAAAGUUCCUCUACUUUUUCAAAAUAUUCUCCUGCUCUUUUUUGUGAUCGGCUGUUUUGAAAAUUGGAUGUUGAUCAGGAAGCACAUGAACAUGGUAAACACAUUCCAUGCAGUUGGUUGUAAAAGGCUCUGGUGGACUCUUGCAGACCAGUGCAGAAAUUUGUCACUCAGCUAUGAUGAUUGUGA
Molecule: messenger RNA, 1904 nt
Organism: Menidia menidia (Atlantic silverside)
Lineage: Eukaryota; Metazoa; Chordata; Actinopteri; Atheriniformes; Atherinopsidae
Source: the annotation of a GenBank genome assembly